Molecule: messenger RNA, 1724 nt
Organism: Trichomycterus rosablanca
Lineage: Eukaryota; Metazoa; Chordata; Actinopteri; Siluriformes; Trichomycteridae
Gene: dtnbp1a
Product: dystrobrevin binding protein 1a
Exons: 10
Coding region: 148-1227 (359 amino acids)
Biological process (GO): neuron projection development; platelet dense granule organization; anterograde synaptic vesicle transport
Cellular component (GO): synaptic vesicle membrane; cytoplasm; neuron projection
Source: RefSeq, a predicted model, not a curated record
GUGUUGUGAUUACUGCUACGACUUUUGGACGGAUUUGUAUUGUUAACAUAAAUGUCAGUGUAAGAAAAUGAUUAUUAGCAUUUAUUUAUGUAAUAAACAGUAGCUAAAUGCUUUUUAGUGGUGUACAUAGGAAUUAAAUCGAUAGAAAUGUUUGAAAAUUUCAGAGAGAAACUGCAGACAGUGCAGCAGGACUUCACUUCAGGAAUAAAGACCCUGAGUGACAAGUCCAAGGAGGCCAAAGUAAAAAAGAAACAAAGAAGAGAAGAAUAUCUUCCUCAGUAUUCAGCUGGUCUGGAACUGUUAAAUUGCUAUGAAGAAACAUGGGUGUCAAUGCACAAACGAUCAAAAGAAUGCACCAAGGCUGCAGAGGCAGUGGAUGGGGAGGUGGUGAUGCUCUCUGCUCACUGGGAGAGGAGAAGAGGAGCUCUGCUAGAACUGCAAGAACAGUUACAACAGAUUCCAGCCUUUCUCACUGACCUGCAAAACAUCACAGGCCGAAUUGCUCAGCUCGAGGCAGAUUUUGAGGAGAUGGAAAGUCAUCUGACGUAUUUAGACAGUCUUUGCAGCCAGUGUGAGCUUCAGCGCUUCAAGCACUUACAGAUCCUGCAGCUGGAGAAUUAUAAAAAAAAGAAAAGAAAAGAACUGGAAGCUCUAAAAGCGGAGCUUGAUGCUGAACACGCCCAAAAGGUUUUGGAAAUGGAACAUGCACAACAAGCAAAACUAAAGGAAAGACAGAAGUAUUUUGAAGAAGCCUUUCAACAAGACAUGGAACAGUACCUUUCAACAGGCUACCUACAGAUCGCUGACCGGAGAGCGUGUCCAAUAGGCAGCAUGUCCUCUAUGGAGGUGAACGUAGAUAUGCUGGAGCAGAUGGAUCUUACCGAUGUGUCUGACCAUGAGGCUCUGGAUGUCUUUCUCAAUUCUGGUGGUGAUGAUAAUACCGUCUCUCCAUUCAAAGCUCCAGACCCUGACAUCAGCCUGGAGGUUCAGAAACAGAAACAAAUCAUGUCGUCCGUCUCGUCGUCCUGCACGGACUCGUACAGCGGCGUCACCGAGGGGCCGGAUGAGGAGGAUGAUGAUGCCAGUGACGAGAGCAGCGAGGCUAGACACUCCCCGCUGGUGCAGUGUGAUGAGGAGGACGUGCAGGCCGACACGGCUCUUGUGGGCCUUCAGGAAAGCGACGAGCAAAUUAAAAACUCAGAUGACAGUGACACACAGACGCCCUAGUGCUCUGAAGAAAGGUAAUAAGGUGUUAGACACGUGGGUACAAGACUUAGCCGAGUUGAACAAUUGCUAAACCGGAAGUCCGAGACAUUUUUCUGUUGACCUGGAACAGAAUUAUCUGAACUCGAGGCAAAGCUUUGAGAUGAACUGACUCGGUUCAGAGAACAUUAGUCUGUUUUUCAGCACUGUGAUUUUCAUGAAAUAAUACUGUUCAUUAUAUGGCACACUUCCUAUAUUAUAUAAAAGCAUAAAGCCUCUGAAAUUAUAAAAUAUUUACUGGAAAAUAUAGAAUGAUAGUAAAAUUAAUAUAGUACAAUUAUUACACGUAUAUAGAAUGACUUUUUUGUGUUCUUCGGCUCAUUUGUGCAACAAGAUCAUGGUGAAUCAAACUGUACCUAAUUUAACGAUCUAUUUAAGAUUUAAGAGUUCUGAUCAAAUGCUCAGCUCACAAAGCUUGUGUUUUUCUUCCAGAUCUUGAAUAAAAUGGCUGUCUACAUUUA